CAUAGAUCACAUCCGGGGCUGGUUUAUUCUAAUAACGAAACGUCCUACCCGGAAAAAAGACAAGUCUUCUGUAAUCCGAUCACACAAACAAAUAGGCGAGAGUGUGACAGGGUGAUGCACGCCGGCUUUGUAUAUGUCUGCCGUUUGUAAAAGUUGUUAAAAAAAAACUUUUGUCUGCCAUGCGCGUAUUCACCAAACUCGGAUCUCUCCUCUCUGCUUCGUAGCCGUGCGGGGCGCUGGCUGUGGCGCACACUGUCUCUCCCACAGCGGUGAUAUGUGAUAGCAGCAGCAGCAGCAGCAGCAGCAGCAGCAUGCCGUACGUGGACCGGCUGAACCGUGUUUGUGGCUUCCUGGACAUCGAGGAGAAGGAGAACAGCUGCCGCUUCCAGAGACGAUAUUUCAUCCUCGACACGCAGGGAAAUGCAUUGCUGUGGUACAUGGACAACCCCCAGAACCUGCCCAGCGGAGCCAGUUUUGUUGGCAGCCUGAAACUAACCUACAUCUCUAAGGUGAGCGAAGCCACAGCGAAGCAGAAGCCCAAGACAGAAUUCUGUUUUGUCAUCAAUGCAGUUUCCCGGCGGUACUUCCUCCAAGCCAACGAUGUGACUGACAUGAGGGACUGGGUGGCUGCCCUCAACAAGGCCAGCAAGAUCACAGUUCCUAAACCCGGCCCUGCGCCUCCAAGGUCUGAUGUGACCGCAGUGAUCAGCGACACUCAGGGAGGGAAGAGGCAGCAGGCCUACAAAACCGAGAUCAUAGGUGGCGUGGUGGUGCACACUCCCAUCCAGAAUGAGAAUGAAGAGACAGAAGGGAGGGAGAGGAAAGGCAACAGGCCGGGUGUGCUGAGAUGUGGUUACUGUGUGAAACAGGGAAAUGUGAGAAAAAGUUGGAAGAGGCGGUUUUUCACUCUGGAUGACAACACAGUCAGUUACUACAAGUCUGAGAUGGAUAAGGAGCCUCUCCGAGCUAUUCCGCUUAGGGACAUACAGAAGGUCCACGAAUGUCUCGUCAAGUCGGGGGAUCUCCUGCUGAGAGACAACCUGUUUGAGAUCAUCACCAGCUCCCGGACUUUCUACAUUCAGACAGACUCUCCAGAGGAGAUGCAUUGUUGGAUCAGGGACAUUGAGAUGAAGAUCCAGGACUUCAGAGGCCCUAAGAAUUUCCCAUUUAAACGUGCAUCUUCUCUCUAUCGGAGUCACAACUCCUCCUCCGCAUCUCGUGCUCAGCAGAGCGACGACCGCAGACCCCCGCUGGUCAAGUCCUGCUCCGUGGCCCCGGGCUGGCAGCCCUGGACGCCCGUCCCGCCGUGCGAGCCCUCCAUCCUGGACGCAGAGGACGAGGACAGCGCUUUCAGCUCCGUACCCACCCUGCCUUCUCUCUCCUCCUCCUCCACCUCUUCCUCCACCUCCUCCUCCUCCAACUCCCUCUCCACCCCGACCCCGUGCCCCAGCGCGAACCCUGCACCUUCGACCAGCGGGCUGGGGAUCCUCACAGCAUCGGGAGACGUGGCCAGCGGGCGUCGGAGGCACCGCUCUCAGCCUCAGCCUCACACGGGCUGCAGCUUCCCCUUCAGCCUGGAUGACGACAGCAUCCGCACCACAGACGUCUAGUUCAACUGGAGUCUGUCCAGACUCCUGUGUGUGGACUAAAGUGUUGGUACCUGCUUUAAAAUGAAUGUGACUGGUAAUAAUAGUAUUCCCUGCUAAUGAAGUGACACUGUGACCUUCUGCCUCAGUGGCAUGAUAUGAAACUGGGGCCCCCUGCUGGUCUUGUAGCUGCAUUGCAGACGAAGGACGACCCAGCUGGAAGGAGACCGAGAGGCACAGUGUUUGUUGUUCACAGGACUGUGAAAAGGUAUGAUGGAGUGUUUUUAGUGCAACUUCCUCUGAAAACUUGAAUAAUCUUGUUGUUAAUUGUUCCUACAGACUUACAAAUUACGGCACAUGCUUUCAAUCUGUGGCACUUGGCUCCCGUCGGACAUGUAUCACUGUGUUUUCACCCCUGCUACAAGUAUUCACAAAGGAGUGUUUAAAGGCAUUUUAACACAUUAGUAUCCAUAUGCUUUAUAUUCAAGCUUAUGUUCACCACAUACUUUUAAGUAAUUUGGACAUUUUUAUUUUCCUGUGGAGCCGAGCAGUGUUUUUCCCUCUUUAAUCCUGAGACACACAUUAUAUGAAAAGCCUCACCUCAACUUAUCUUCAUUAAUAAGUAACAAGCAUUUAUUACUACAAUCUAAUUGGGCAUCUGGGGGAACAUGUCCUGAAGGCCUCAUAAAAAAAGGUACCCGCACACACAUGCCAACUGACUCUGUUGUUGUGUUUUAUCUGUAUAGACAGAGAAGAUGGAGUCAACAGCAGCUUUUUUGUGUUCGCACUAUGUAUUUUAACUUCCUACUCUUUUAACACUUGGCUUAAAGAUCAAUCUUCAGUAAACUGUGACUCCACUCUUAGCUUUUAAUAUGAUACCAUAACAACACGGUGCAGUGUUUUCAUGGUACUUAUCAUAGAAUGUACUGCCAAUAUCAGAGUACAGCUGAUCAGCUGUUUGACAGAUUUGUUAAAUGUGAUUUUUUUUUUUUUUUUUUUUUUUUUAUUGCAGCAUUAUGUGGAAAAAUGUGCCACUACUUUUGGUAAUUUAAAUGAAAUUCCGCACUUUGCUUUUCUCUUUUUUACUCAUGUGCGUGUUUUUGUUUUUUUUUUAUGUUUGUCACAGCUUUCACAGCAGAUAUAUCAGCUUCCUCUGAGAAGAUGCCUAUGAUAGUUUGUGUUGUUACACCAGUAGUCUCAACCCCUCUCAGGUUCACCUCAAGACUUCAUUGAUGUGGUACCAUGUUCCAUGCCUGUUUCCGUUUCUGAAGCUGUGUGCACUCGUCUGCCUGCGCAUAUUGUUAAUUUUCCUUCUUGUACAUUAAAUGAUGCUUUUUA
This is a messenger RNA of Lates calcarifer (barramundi perch), 2924 nucleotides long. It is a transcript of the gene plekha2, whose product is annotated as pleckstrin homology domain containing A2. The record is from RefSeq and is a predicted model, not a curated record. Gene Ontology annotation, molecular function: PDZ domain binding. The coding region runs from base 312 to 1610 and encodes 432 amino acids. Lineage: Eukaryota; Metazoa; Chordata; Actinopteri; Centropomidae. Gene Ontology annotation, cellular component: cytoplasm; membrane. The transcript has 12 exons.